This is a messenger RNA of Punica granatum (pomegranate), 3705 nucleotides long. The record is from RefSeq and is a predicted model, not a curated record. Lineage: Eukaryota; Viridiplantae; Streptophyta; Magnoliopsida; Myrtales; Lythraceae.
UGCGCGCAAAGCGCGGGUGUAGCGGGUAGUACCAUAUCAGCAGUGCAACCAUUUAAACCGAAACUCAUAGCUUGUUUUUCAUCUGAACUCGAACCAAUGAAAUGGGAACAAGGUCCAAUCUUCGGCAAUCCAUAGACGCCCUCUGCUCCCUCGGCAGCUCAGCCACCGAGUCCGUCUACACCCGCCUCGUCCUCGAAUGCGUCCGAGCGAACGAUGCCGAACAAGCUGCUAGACUCCAAGCCCACAUGGAGUCGCAUUCAUUCCGACCCAACGACACUUACAUCCACAACCGCCUCCUCCACCUGUACGCUAAGUCCGGGAAAGUUGGGACUGCACGUAACCUGUUCGACAGAAUGCCCAAAAGAGACGUUUUCUCAUGGAAUGCCAUGCUCUCUCUGUUUGCGAAGUCCAGGGCACAGGAGGACUUGUGGGCGACGUUCAAUGACAUGCCGGUUCGGGAUUCCGUCUCGUAUAACACCGUGAUCGCGGGUUUCACUGAUAACAGGCUUCCCAGAAAGGGGCUGGAGGUUUUUGCCAUGAUGGUUGUUGAUGGGUUCCAGCCAACAGAUCAUACUUAUGUGAGUGCUCUGCAUUCGUGUUCGAUGUUGUUGGGUCUUAGGCAGGGGAAGCAGAUUCACGGCAGGAUUGUGUUAACUGGUAGUUUGGGGACUAAUGCCUUUGUGUGGAAUGCGCUGAUCAAUAUGUAUGCGAAAUGUGGAGAAAUCAAUCACGCCUGGUGGCUGUUUGACAAGGUGCCUGAUAAAAAUGUUGUCUCAUGGAACUCGAUGAUUUCUGCUUAUUUAGAGGUCGGGUUGCCCGAGAAAUGCAUAGAGAUGUUCCAUGAAAUGCAGUUGGCAAGUUUGAAACCCGAUCAAGUGACUAUUUCCAAUGUCCUCAAUGCUUACUUUGAAACUAGAAGAGUUGAUGAAGCAAGAAAUUUGUUUAGUGAGGUCAAAGGGAUGAAGGACAAGGUAUGUUGGACCACAAUGAUCGCGGGCUAUUCCCAGAAUGGAAGGGAAGAGGAUGCUCUGAUGAUUUUCCGUCAGAUGCUGUUGGCGAAUGCCCAACCCGACAGUUUCACGAUCUCUGCUGUGAUCAGUGCAUGCGCAAAAUUGGCAUCUCUGCAUCAGGGCCGGGCUUUACAUUCAAAGGCAAUUCUUAUCGGAGUGGAUGAUAAUUUGCUUGUCUCGAGUGCCCUUAUUGACAUGUAUUGCAAGUGUGGAACCAUCUCCGAUGCUCGAUUUGUUUUCAACUCAAUGCCCUCUCACAAUGUGGUUUCAUGGAAUGCGAUGAUCAGAGGUUAUGCCCAAAAUGGACGGGAUCAAGAGGCCUUGUCCCUGUACGAAAGUAUGAUACAGGCGAACAAGAAACCUGAUAGCGUGACUUUUUUGGCUGUUCUAUCAGCUUGUAUGCAUGCAAAUCUGAUAGAAGAAGGGAAGAAGUACUUCAACUCAAUCAGUAAAGAUCAUGGAAUUACUCCCACUUUGGAUCAUUAUUCAUGCAUGAUCCACCUCCUGGGCCGUUCCGGUAGAUUAGAUAAAGCCCUAGAUUUAAUAAAACAAAUGCCCCAUGAGCCGGAUUCCCUUAUUUGGUCCUCUUUUCUGUCUGUUUGUUCGAAGAAAGGUGAUAUUGAACAUGGGGAGAUUGCCGCUAAAAGACUGUUGGAGAUGGAUCCAUUUAAUGCAGGACCCUACAUCAUGCUCUCAAAUAUGUAUGCUGCUCAUUCGAGGUGGGAUGAUGUGGCAUCAGUGAGAUCACUAAUGAAUAGCAGAAACGUUAAAAAGUUUGCUGCUUACAGUUGGGUUGAAUUUGAUAAUAAGGUCCACAAGUUUGUGUCAGAAGAUCAAGCUCAUCCAGAAAGCGAAAAGAUUUACGGAGAACUCCAGCAAUUGACUAGAAGAUUGCAAGAAGUGGGCUUUGUUCCAAAUACCAGAUCGGUUCUUCAUGACGUGGGAGAGGAUGAGAAGUUCUCCUCUGUUUGUUAUCACAGUGAGAAGCUUGCUCUUGCGUAUAGUUUAUUAAAAUUGCCAGGUGGGGUGCCUAUAAGGAUAUUAAAGAACAUUCGGAUUUGUGUGGAUUGCCAUCUGUUUAUGAGGUACAUAUCAAAAGUUAUUGGGCGGCAUAUCAUCUUGAGAGAUGCGACAAGAUACCAUCAUUUUAUUGGAGGGGAAUGUUCUUGCAAGGACUAUUGGUAGCGAUGAUCGCUUGGACGUGGAGAACUUUGAUAGAAGCUUCCAAACAUUGCAAUCCCUUUCAAAGAUUAUUGAGAAUGGAAUUUUGCUGAUCGAGCUUCUUCCCGAGAUCUGGGUAUAGUUGAACCUCUGAAAACUCAGAUCUUCAUUAUCUCUGGGUGAGAACAAUGACAAAGCUAAUCCCUGAAGGUUUUGCAGAAGAGGGGUGGCAAGUCAUUAUACAAGCAUCAGGUGGAGGUCAAAAUUUAGAUGGAACCACUUGCAGUUCUGAUGCUUCUUACCUGAAAUUUUCAAAUCAUGAGUUAAGGGUUGCUGUAGCUUCUCAUCUGGAAUUGAUACAAGAACAGCUCCAAUGCCGACCAAGGUGAAGAAUCUGAACUUAUCUGCCACACAGGUGAAAAAUCAACUUUGUUGACAUUAUAUAUUGCUCAAACUUCGUAGGAAGGGAAUGAAUGAAGAGCUAAGCGGGAGUCAUAAUCAGGCUCCUCUCUCUUUUGUGGUGGCUUUUUGGCGGUUACGUUACUGAAGCGAAUGAUGAAUGACGAAUGACUCAAUCAUGCAUUUUCUUUAGAAGUUGUCCCCCUCUUCUUGGGCGGGACCAAACUCUAGGAAUUUAUCUUAUAAGGGCGGGCACAGAUGGCUUGCCCUUGACUCGCCCAAUGAAGUAGACUAGUCGAGAUGCCCCACAAAUUGAUCCAGAUAUCACCUUAGCUAUAAUAGAGAGAGAGAGAGUAAAAUGCAGUUCACUUGGGCCUAGUUGCAAGUGCCUCAACCUCGAAAAAUUUGCACUUUACCCACUAACCAUCUUAAAGAGAAGAAACAUUGACCCUAGUUUACUUUUCCGAUCACUUUUUUAACAAAAAAUAAUUUAUUAACUUUAGAUUUUUAAAAAAUAAUUUCAAAUAUUUAAUAAUUCGAAAAAGAAAAAGCAAAAUGUUCAGAGAGAGAGAGACAGAGAGAGCGCUAGUGAAGAGGGUGGUGGCUCAUUGGCAGCCACUGCGCCCCGACAACCUCUCCUAACAAGCAAAGCCUAAUCAUUGGCGGCGGUGGUGUGGCUUUGGACAAGGUAGCAUUGACUAUUGGGGUGUGAGCGUGAAGAGGCAAGGGCUUUUGAGUUUAGCUGCGAUUGUAAGCGACAAAAGACGAAAUCAAAGAAUGUAUGAUUGAGAGAUUUGGCAAGAGAAGGGGGUGACAAGGUCACUGGAGGCCUCCCUUCUGUCCCUCCUCUCUCUAAACUUUUUGUUCUUCAUUUUUGGAUUUUUUAUUUUUAAAAUUAUUUUUGAAAUUCUAAAAUUAAUAAAUAAUAUAAAUUAACUUUUGGCCAGAAAAGUGAGGGUGCACCUUGCUGCUAUUUGAAAAGGUCGGGGAUACAGUGCAAAUUUUUAAAAGUCGGGAGCACAUUGCAACUACACCUAAAAAUUAAGGAGUAAACUGCAUUUUACUCAUUAAAAAAAAAUGUAAGAUCUCUUGCUCUAACAGCACGUUUGGUAGCCCGGAAUGGGCCUUCCCUUGC